UCUGUGAGGGAUGAUAAUAAUAAUAAAUAAUAAACUUUAUUUUUAUAUCCUGUCCCAUCUCCCCAAAGGGACUUGGGGUGGCUCACAACAGGGACAAGCCCAACAAUGACACAACAUAUUUGACAAAAACUUAAAACAUUUCAACAAUAAACAAAAUAAUAUAAUGAACAAUACAGAUAAAAUCAGAGUAAUUAAAAGCGAACCAGUGGGGACAGGUUUCAUAAAGUGCUAUAUCAUGGACAUAAGUAACAGUGAUAAAGUGCUGUACAGUUUUAUAAACAAAUAAUUAUUCCAAUGACAACUCUACUGGGCCUAUUCAUUCAAACGUGCUCCGGAACAGCCAUGUUUUCAAUUCCUGGCGGCAAAUGGGCAGGGAAGGAGCUAACCUGAUCUCCCUGGGGAGAGAGUUCCAGAGCCGGGGGGCCACUGCUGAGAAGGCCCUCAGUAAUUGUAGUCCAAUGCAUUUUGGUUAGGAUAUCAAGGGCCCCCGUUUAUCAGGUUUUUUUUCUACACAUGUCAUAUGCAUCUUGUUGCUGGGUAUAAAAAUUGUGAAAACACGUUUAAAACCUAUAAAUGGAAAGGAACUUUAUUAUUGAUCACUUCUGAUUUCCUGCCUACAGUCAGUGGUGAUGCAAGGAAGCUAGUCUCACUGUGGAUAUGAUGAAGCCAUCUGAAAUUACAGUCUAGCAAUUACUUCCAUCUAGAAAAGAUUUGCAGGAUAAAGAGCUGAAAUAGAUUUAGUCUUCGUCUAUAGAUUGGUAUAGCCAUUUAAUCUAUAUGUUUAAUCUCAUAUUGAACAUUCAAGGUAUAGGCCAUCUUUUAGUUUUUCUUAAGUUUGUGGCCUACAUGUACAUUCUGAGUAAGCGUAAUAGGACAGAAUACAUGCCUGUAAGCAAUCACCUUUGAUUUUUUUGUUUCUUCCUUCUGUAUUGCAGUUCAUUUUAAUUUCAGUUUUUUAUUCUGAACUGUUUGGAUACAUGCUGCUAUUCUAUGUGAGUUGCUGCUAAUUGGGCUGUUUAACCAGAAAAGUAAUCUCUUAUGGGGAAAAUGCUGUGUCAUUUUUUAAACCUCUUUGACAAAAGUAUUUAUAACAUGGGGAGUUACAGUAUUUACAUACCCAGUAGGUGACCUUUGGCGACCCACAUACUCUUAGCCCCAGAAAACCUUUCGAUAAGGUCACCAUAAGUCAGAAACUACUUGAAGGUUCACACCAACAACACUAUUCUUAUCAGUAACUCCAUUAUUUAAAACAUAUGUGUUUAUGUAAGCUUUAGAUUGCAAGUAUCGCAUAGAAGUGAUAGCAGCACAUACUAUCUAAAGCAGAGGAAGACAAUAUGUAGCUCUCCAGAUGUUGAACUGCAGUUCCCACUAAUAUAACUAAUAGCAAGGUACAAUAAAAGCUGCAGUCCUACAACAUCUCAGGUAGGACAUAUGCUUCACUUUUAACCAAAAAGCCAAUAUACGCAAUAUACCCUUUUCUUUAAAACUCUGAUUUUAGUAAUACGUAACAUUAUGCAGCUUUAGUGAUUAACUGAUUAAUUAGCUAAACCUCAUGACCUAAUUCCAAUUGCCUCAUCUAGAGUAGCUCCACUCAAACAAUGGGAACUUGAAAAAUCAACACUUGGUUUGUGAUUUCUGUAAUUCUAUAACAUGUUAGUUUAAGAUUAGCAAUUGGAUUUACAGCCUUGUAAUCAAAUGUUUAUUGUUUCUUUAAUCAGAUGGAGAGUCCAAUGAACACAACAGCUGUCUUGGUACUUGUUUUAUUUUUCUUCCCUAGAGCCUUUCCCCCAAAUAAUGAUAUAUUUUGACACUAGCUAUUCUAUAUUUGGAUUUCUUGUUGUGUUGCUCUGGAGAGAAAGAAAAUAAAUAUAGCUUUGCUAUUUUUUCCUGUUUACUGAUGGCUGUGUUUUAUAGCACACUGUAUGUGUGGGUUUCUAUUUGCCUCAGCAUAGCUCUAACAGGCACAUGACACAACCAGGGGUUUUGCUCUUUAUCAUGACUGGAUUAAACGGAGAGAGGUUGGAACAUGAGCUUCAUCCAGAAGAUCAAGUUCUCAAGUUGGAGCAGGAAGCAGUCCUAGCUACACCAGGGAUAGGAUCCAAUCUCCCAUUGUUCCAGCUCAGACUCACAUGGUCUACACAGCAUAAAAAUGUUCUCCCCUGUGACAAGAAACAGCCAGCCUUCUUCUGAACUUGAUGGAUUGAAUGAAGAAAAACAGUUCAUCCACUACAGCUGCAAGUUCCAUUCUUCUCCUGAGAAAGACUGCCACAUUUCUUGUCAUUCCAAAGGAGACCGCACCUCUGACACUUCUAGUUCUUCUUACCGCACUGCGCCAGGCUCAGAGGAAACUGAGAGUUUUAAGGACUGUGCUGAGUACUUUGAAGAAACUGGAGCUCAUAUUAAGCCAUGCACUUACUGUGACUUAUAUGAACAAGGAAGUAUAUCGCCAGCAACAUCGAUCAUCCCUGAGGCUCAGACAAGCCCUGCUGAUGGAAGCAAGAUGUCCAAGAUUACAGUCAGGCAACUCUGCGGGACUCUGAAUAGUUUCGGUAGUGUCUCACACGAAGACCCAUAUGGUGCAAACAGCAAAGAGAAAGGUGAUACUUAUGCUGCUACAUCUGGAGGAGCUCAGGCAUGUUUCCCACCCCACAGGAGUGAGACUUUGGGAGACUCGUUGCCAUUCCAAGAGGCAAGAGUGCAGAACCUGCAGGCAAACCACAGUGGGACUAUAAAAGAUCAGUCCUGCAGAGACAAACUCUGUUCCAGUAGUAAGGAAAGCCAACAGGUUCAGAUGUCAAUCACAGCUAAGAAUAGCGCAGACCCAGUAUACAGUGGCAGAAUGGGCCUCGCCACACGAAGGCUGCAGCCAGGAGACAGCGGAUCUAAAUAUUUGGAUCAGCCUGCACAAUUCAGUUCUGAUAAAUCCAAGGAAAUGUUAUCAAAUGUCCGCAAGCUGAAGAAAAACAGCCUUGGCAGUCGAACUCAUGGCCCUGUAAGUAGCAAAGCAGCAUGUCCCAAAUAUUUUGUUGAAAAUCCAAGUUUUCUGAGUGACUCUGAUGAGGCUGAUAAUGAAGUAGAGAAGCUCACUGCUCUGUCUUUCCAGAGCCUCUCUUGUCCCCAGGGCAGUUACCUAGAUAUGUAUAGUUCUAGUAACAGGACAUCAUCCAGCUUGUCUAAUUCCUUGCCAGAAGAUUGUAAUGGAAUCAACAGGUGGCCUGCAUGCAGUGAUCAAAGGAAAACCGUGGUAGCUGGACACUCUAAAGGAGGCCGGCAAUUCUCAGGAGCUAGUAAAGCCCCAGAAACAGAACUGCUCAGUGGUAUGUUGGGAAAGGAACACUUUGAAUGCAUAGAUGUCACCCUAGAUAAUGCUGAUGGCAAAAAGAUCCUCUCGAAAAAGAGAAUGGUGCCCAAACGCCAGAUCCAGUUGAGACGGAAGGAGAAGAAGGAGAUGGGCUUCUGUCCUGCUGGAGAAUGUGCCACCCUCCAGGCAAGGAACCAAGGAACCCAAGCCAGGAAAGAGUCAUGUGCGAAAGCGAGGAGUAUCAGUGAUGAGUUUAGGAUCAAUUACAAACAAUUUCUGAAAGCAGCCUCUUUAAACAAUGCUUACAACAAAACUAGGCUUGCUUCAAGCUUGGUAAGAAAUGUAUUGGCUAAAAAAAUGCAAUAUGAACAAAGAAUUAAAAUGGAACAAGCAUCUAUCCAGGGCAGCUCAACCUCUUCUGUCCCUUCCUCUGUAAGUACUGAUAUCCAGGGAGACAGUUUAGAAGGCAAAUCAAGUUCCUUGUCCAAGUCAGAUUGCAGCUUUUCAACUGAAGAUAUGCAAAGUCAUUCCACUACCAGCGAGAAGUCUGAAUCCAUUUCAGUGAGCAAAGAUGACAGCAUGGAUGCUUUGAGACCAACCAAGGGAGUUGUACUCAAUGAGCAACUAAGGGAAAAGGUUUGCAAACUGAAAAACACAUUUAAUGAACUGAAUGAGAGGAUGAAAUAUCAAGAAGCCACUCAGCUGAAAAGGCUCCCUAUCAUGGCCGAGGGUGGUGUGAAUAUGACAGAAUCAAGCAACAUCAAGAAGCAGGUUUCCGGGGAAAGAAAAGAAUAUAGGAGAGCGCGAGCUGUGUUUGAGUCUAUGCAAUCUGAUAUAAAAUGCUUAGCGCCAGUUCCAAAAUUUGCAAAGCCACAAAAGCCUUGGCCAAACUUGAAGCAACGAGCUAUUCGUCAGAACAAGCAUACUUUGUCCAAAGAAGAAAUGUUUCCCAUUAAACCUAAAAACCUCAUCGUGCCCAGAGAUGCUUCAAGGAACAUCUUCACAUCGAAAACCAAAGAAAUGAAGCUCAUCCCUCAGAUCAAGAAGGAGCACAAUAUUCCUCAUGUUUCUAGGCGCCCACCUUUGGACAGAGUUUCCAGUGAGAGGAGGCUGCCUACAUUUCAGAGCAUGAAACUUUCAUCUGUUACAUUUCCAUCUUCUGGCAAAACACACUGUGAAAAAACAAACUGUCUAAAAACAGAGGAAUCUACUCAAAUGGAAAGCAAAGGGAAGAUAAGAAUACAUCCUCCCAGAGAUGUUAAAAAAUUGGUGAGUGACAGCUACAAUCUUGCUUUGAAAUCCUCAGACAGCUCCAGUGCGGACCAGGCUUCCUAUUCAGAAAGCAGGAAUGAAAACAGCUUAACUGUAUUGCCAAGGGACUCAAUGACCAUCUCACCUCUGUUCAUACAUUGUACCUCAAUAUGUCGGAAAGAUGAAUCACCAACAGUAAACCCUCUACCAGAGGAAAAACAAGACCAAAUGGAGGACCUUGACGUGUCAACACUUUCUCUACAUGAUGAGAGCACAAGUAGCAGAGACUCCAGUGACAGUUUUCACCCCACUGGACAAUCACAUGGAAACAAAACUGCAUGUCAUCCAGAAAAGAAAUGCUCUGCAGUUGGUGAAUCUCCAGUGCACAUCACUACAAUUCAAUCAAAGAAGCUUGUUGCUGAAAAUAAAGACUUCCCGACCCAGGUUGAAAAUAAAUCAGUACUUUAUGAACGAAGUGAAUUAAAUGUCAGACCUUCUUCAGCCUCCAAGAAAGAGUCUCAACUUAAUAUCAAAGUCAACAGCUCUGUCACCAAACAGUCACACACAACAAAGACAGAUUAUUCCCCUGCUUCAAGUUGUUCCACAUUUGAUGAGAGGACUAUAAAAGAAGGAUUGAUACAGUCUAAUAAUAGCAUGUUGAGAGAAAACAAAGCUGUGGCUUCAUCAGAGACCAUCGCAAUACCACCUACUGCAUGUCUUCAGGAAAUUGCAAGAAGAGAUCAUGGUGCUGUGACCACAAGCCAUAUUCUGGAGCCUUGCAAAGCCCAGGAAACUGGAUUGUCCUAUCCAAAACAUUUAUCCAGUGAUGUAUUUUCAGUGUCUCCCAGAUGUAGUAAAGAUUCAUCUAGUUUUUUGAAAGAAGAAAAUACAUUCUCUAGAUAUGCUUCACCACACGAGAGCUGCAGAGACUCACAAAUUGUCAGGCCUCCAACAACAAGUACCCACAAUAUUCAGACACAGACUCCAGCAAGUCACCAUUUUGUUGACAGUGCAUGUGAAACUAAAAGACAGGAAGACACCAAGCCCUUCGAGAGGCACAGCAAAAUACACUCGGAAUACAUUUCAGACAGCCCAUUAACAACAAGAGAAUAUAGUGAAGGAGUUAAAGUGAUAUCAAACUCAUCCUUUACACCAUCUGCCUCUUGUGGAAAACUCCCUGAUCCAGGGUGUGAUUAUUUUAAUAAUAAGCAUCAGACAACAAAUGAACAGUAUUUUUCAGCCACCCAAGCUGACAACACAAAUUACUUAACUAUUCCUGUGAAAGCCCAUCAACCUGAGGAACCCAUUAAACACCCUCUGCCUUUGUCCAUGGAUAACACCUCUUUUCCUUUUAAUGUCUCUUCCCAGCCCACAGGAGAAGCACCAGGAAAUAAAAUAAGCAAUGAGUUUUACCCACCUAAACAAAUGGAAAGGAAAGCAACUUCUGAUAAUAUAUUGUAUUCUCAUAACCCAAGCCAUGGGCCACUUCCCUCGAGACUUGAAGAAUCUCCCAGCUUCACAAGAAGAAAUGAAAGAACUUCGCCAUGUGGUAAGAGUGCCCCAAGUCCAACCAGACACUAUGUUGCUCCACCACUUCAAGCGCAUCGAAAAAUGUUAGUUGAUCCAGAGAGUGGGAAAUGCUAUUAUAUGGAAUCACCAAGGCAGCCCCAGUUGAAGAUGCUUUAUGAUCCGGAGACAGGGCAAUACAUUGAAGUGUUGAUACCACCAGUCCCACUAUCACCACACAGUGGGCUUUAUCAGUCUCCAUUCCCAGCAAUGGCCAUGAAUGCAGGAGGUUAUGGACCAUCAUACAUGUCAUAUUCUGGGUUUCCAGGUUUCCCCCCUCCCCCUCCAGCUGCACCAGCUGCCCAUCUGGACCUUCAAGACCAACAACCUCUUCAAGACAAUCCAAAUGUCAGUGAAAAUUUUAACAAUUUUUCAAAGAAUGAAGCUCCUCCGCCUUCCCAGACUGCUGAUGGCAACUACAUGGAAAGUUUGUAUUAUAUUCCCACCGGGAUGAAUUCAAGUCCUAAUCCUAAUCAAGCUUUGUUUUCCUCAGCCACAAAUUCUGGCCCUUCUGUAUCUGAAAAGGGAUCUUUCUUUAGGAUGUGACAUUCAUUUAAACAAUAUCUGGGAAGAAACUGUUACUAUAUUUCAGAUCAUUCUUUUUCUCCUUUUUAAGGCUCAAGACAAACCUCAUUCCUUGGAAGCUGUAUAACAGGAAUGCCAGGAAAGGGGAAGCUUGGUUGCUUUUUGCUCAUUUUGUUUAGCUGCUCUGUCUCAAAAGGAUUCAAGAGGUAAUGGUACCUUAAGAGUUUAUAGCUAACAGAUCACUUGCUUGACUGAGAGUUUAACAUAAAUGGGCCAUGUUCUGGUGCUAAUUGAGGCCAAUUGGAUUUUUUGAUAUUGACAUCAUGGGGACCAGAAUAGAGGCUAUAAGGUUAUCAUUUCCAACUCUUCGCUUGUUUCUUGAGAUAUGCUAUAUGUAGUAUAAUAGUCUAAUGCUAAGUUUGUUCCUGGGGAGUCUAGUAGUUAAUAUCUCUUGGCUCUGCUGUAGAAAUUAAAUGCUCAUUCAAACUUUUUGGAGUUGUAAUACUUUUAUAUAAGGUACAAACCAAUGACACCACUGAUUUUUAACAGUACUCUGCUUAAUGUUUACCAUCACAUAGCAGCUUAUUGUAGUAGCAGUGUCACACAUACCCUCAAGACAGACAGCGUAGACCAAGGAAGCAGAGAGUGGCAGUAAAGUGUUGGGAGGGCAGGACUGUCUGUAUGUUCAUUGUGGACAUUCCUGUCCUCCAGAGAUAGCCUGCUUGCCUUCCGGGGCAUUGGAGGAAGCUGCCAAUCUAGUUGACUACUGUUUGUGGAAUUGGAGAGGGGACGCACUAUUCAUUUCUUGCGUCAGGCAACUAAAUGUCUCAGGCCAUUUUUCCCUUUCUAGUGGGGUUCUAUCAGAGUAAAUACUAUGAGAAUCCCAGCACAUUAUGUGCUGGACAGCCCAAGAGAGGAAGGCAUGACUACUCCCUUGACCUUCGUAUUUGGCCAGAGCUCUGCUCUGAGGAGGCAGAAAUUUCCAAAUACCAGUCUUGACUCUGUAAGUGGUGAAACAGAAGUAAUAUAGAUGCCAGCAGCGAUUUUCCGAUUGUAAACUAAACUCUGGGAAUGGUUUCUAGAUCAGUGUUUCAGAAUUAGCAAUGAUUAACAGGAUACAAUAAAAUAUAGUGAAACAAAAGGCCUCCCCCCCCCCCCCCAAAUCAUCUGGGUGAAGAGUGGAAUAUAGUGCCUAAAUUCAUAAGGGGAUAGGGCUUCUCUAUCUUUAAUAGUUUUAUAGACGAGUGAAUUUUAGCAAUUGUAAUUUGCAUUAUACAGUAGAGUCUCACUUAUCCAACAUAAACGGGCCGGCAGAAUGUUCGAUAAGCAAAAAUGUUGAAUAAUAAGGAGGAAUUAAGAAAAAGCCUAUUAAACAUCAAAAUAGGUUAUGAUUUUACAAAUUAAGCACCAAAACAUCAUGUUAUACAACAAAUUUGACAGAAAAAGUAGUUCAUUACACAUUAAUGCUAUGUAGUAAUUACUGUAUUUAUGAAUUUAGCACCAAAAUAUCACAAUGCAUUGAAAACAUUGACUACAAAAAUGCGUUGGAUAAUCCAGAACGUUGGAUAAGUGAGACUCUACUGUAGCUCUUUCCUGCUGAAAUACAUUCUCCUGUCUAAAAGAGCCUUGCCUUCUUUUGCACCUGGCUAUCCCAGUCCAGCAUGAAAGAAAGGUAGAAGAGCAUUGUAAUACUGUACAUUAUGUCCCUUAAAAUGUAUCAUUUUCUAACUGUGCAGGUUGUGUUGUAGGCAACACAAAACAUUUUUGGUAUGUUUCUUAUCUUAAUUAUUAAAAAUUUGCAAAAAAUAAAUGGUCUUGGAAGCUUCGAAAAAGAGGUUGGGAUUAACUGUUAUUAUAAAUUAAUGCCACUGAAACUGCCUUCGCCCCUAAAGUUUGUGGCAGGUUUUAAAAAUCUGCUGAGAAAGGUGAUGUGAAGGUUCCAUGGCUGAACUUUUUCCUGAACAGAUGGGAUGUUUAUGAGCAUUCCCAGAUAUCACAUCACUUCAUCUAAUGGGAGCCAGAGACAACACUAUCCCUGUUGCCGUUGCAGUGAACAUCUUAAACCCCAUUAGCACGAGAUUAACUUUAUAGAAGGCACUGAAAGCUGAACACUGUUUACUUCUUAAUAUUAGGUAAUAAACAAUUAAAAUACCCUCUGAAAUGUAAGAAUGUAAUUAUAUCUGGCUUCCUAGCUAAGUGAAUGAAACUACCAAGAGGAAAGUAAGGAUAUGCUUUAGCCAUGUUUUAUGCUUUUGCAAUUUCAAAGGGACAUGGCAAGUAAGGAAGCAUAAAGAUUACCAGUCCUUGAGUCAGAAAUACCUAUUCAGCUCCAUCCUUUCAUAAGUUAGAUGUGUGUGCCUUCAAAUUUCCUUUUGACUAAUUGUGAUCCCAUGAAUUUCAUAGGAUUUUCUUAGGCAAGGAAUGCUUAGAGGUGAUUUGCCAUUACCUUCUUCAGAAAUGCUGCUGAUGGCAUGGCUUGAAAAGCCAGGUUCUAUGAACAUUUUGUAAUAAGUGAGAAAGUCGGGACUUCUAAAUUGCCAGAUCUUCUACGAAUAGCUGGUUGUGUCACUGAGGUAAAAUCAAUUUGAUUAUAUAUGUUGGUGUAAGAACCACACUUGUACAUCUGGCCACAUCACUUCUCCUGGUAUUUGUGAGAGAGAUCGUACUGAGCCAUAUGGACCCAACAACCCUUAAUUGUUCAGACUCAACUGAAUGCCUCACCUGUAUAGCUGUAGUCCGACAAAACUGGAAAGCAGAAUUGCAUUCCAGAACAUAAAGUGCUCUGCACCUAUAUGGGCAAAUUCGAGGAGAAAGCUUUAUCCACAAGACUGGAAUUCUUGGCUCUGAAGACUUUUAAUCUGUAGAAAGCUCUGUGUGCCCGGAGGCCUGCCAAUAUAUAGGUCAGCAAUGUAUCCAUGGUUACGGAAAGACUAAAAGGGGCUCAUGAUUCUGUUGUGUGAACAACCUGCCAGAUUCUGUUUGUCAAGGAGUUGAAAGAGUGCCACAAGAGUGAAUUCAGGCUGUUAUUUUGUUUUGUUUCACCUGGCCAAUUGGCAGUCCUGCUGUUGAAUGUUGAAAGGAACAAGCAGCAGAAUCUGGGAGCACUAUGUUCUGCAGAGGUAUGCACUCCUUUGAGGCUAAAUUUUUCCAACCUUGACUCCCUGAGUAUUGACCUACAAAUCCUAUCAUCCCUGAGCAUUGGGCAUGCUGAGGCUUUGACUGUUGAGCCAACAGGGACCAUGAGCACUAGGAAAUUGUUCACAGUGUAUUCUGUUGUGUUGAUUUUGGUUCGUAAUAUGCGCCUAAUUAACCAUUACAGUUGUCAACAUUCAGGCAGCAUACUGUGGGAGUUUUGCAUAGAUUAGUGGCUUUUGAAUAUCAAAAUCACCUUUCCCAAAGUGAGCAUCCUCUGUAUGUCAUGGGACUGCACUUUCCAUCAAACUGUGCUGGCUGAGGAUAAUUAGAGUUGCAUUCCAACACAUCUGAAGGGCACCAGAUUGAGAGUGGUUGACUUAGGAAAAGGAUGGGAAUCAUGUCUUCCAGAUGUUGAACAGCAGUUCCAGCAUUCCUCACCAUUGGCUGGAUUUGCUGGGAGUUACAGUCCAACAUCUGGAAGGCAGCUUGAUUCCCUUCCCUGACUUAGAGGUUGGUCGGUAAAUUACAAAUUCUUUUAUCCUGUGUUCAGUCUCCAGGAUGUCUGGAGCACUUCAUGAAGCAUAAAUUGUAAACGUCAUCAACUCCAAAUGCUGAAGGGAAAAUCACUAACAAGGCAAAGGUAGCAUGCACAGACAGCCUAAAAGACAGCAUUUAAACAGCCACACUAAACUGUAAUGUUAAAAUAGUGGUGUGCAAAUGAUGUUCCUCCAGAUAGAGUUGGACUAUAACUCCAAUCAGCCUCAUCCACCGUAGUCAACAGACAUCUGGAAGACUUAACCUUUGAUCACCUGUGUGUUAGAGUUUGCUAAAAUGACAACUCCAAGUGAGUUGUCCCUGGGGAAAGCUUUCAACUACCAACCGGGCACUAUAGCAUAUAAGGUCCUUUUGCCCUGUUGCUAUCAAUCUCACUUAGAAAGGGGGAGGAACUCCAAGAAGGGCUUCAGGAUAGGGUGGUCAAAUGAAAAAAGAGGGCUCUUGCAUAGUUUAAAACUGUGUUGAAGAAGUAUAGUUGUGACAAUUUGGAGACAGCUAUAAAAUGCUUCAUUUUCUUUGUACUGGAUCAUGAAUAUACUGAUUCGAGCAAAUUCUCACCAUUUGUCUGGAUUUUGCAGUCCUUCAUGCAGUUUACCCUAAUGAGUUGGGCUGAGCUGCCUGAAAGCCCUCUUGUGUUGUCUCUAACAAACUGGAUUUCUCUGUGCAAAAAGAGAUUUAUGACACCAUGUGGCAAGGGGUUGAUCAACAGGGCCUGUGACUUCUGCAGCUAGUGAGUGAUCUCUGAAACCCAAUCUAGAAAUGUAGGUUGCUUAUUUCAGCUUACGGUAAGAAAGAAAAUACAGGUUGACUGUCCCUUAUCUAAAAUGCUUGGGACCAGAAGUGUUUUGGAUUUUGGAUUUUUCAGGUUUUGAAAUACCUGUACUUGCAUAUAUGUAGAUGAUAAAUUAUCUUAGAGAUGGGACCCACAUCUAAAAAUGACAAUCCUUCAUGCCUCAUGUAUAUCCUGUACACUUAGCCUGAAGGUAAUUUUACACACAAUAUUUUUGAUAAUUUUAUGCUUGAAACAAAGAUUGUGUACAUCAAACCAUCAGAAAACAGAGACGUGACUAUUUCAGCCACCCAUGUGAACAAUUUCCAAUUUUGGAGUAUUUCUGAUUUUGGAACUCCACAUAAGGGAUGCUCAACCAAUAUUGCGAUCCAUUAAUAAGAGGUAUCAGGGCAACUGGAGAACUUAUUCUGAAUCCACCAGUGGCUGUGUUUCAUUGGACAGCUUUCACAAUAUCUUCGAAUGUCAAAGAGAUAUGGAACUGCCACAGCGCUAUGUUCACACUCCCUGGUUCUGUGUUAUUUACAAUAUAUUGGUUGACUUAGGAGUAUGUAUGAUUCUUUUGAUUUUUCAGUUGCCCUUCUGAAGUGACCGGAACAUAAUCUUUUUCUACAAAAUACUGUCUUGUUCCACCUUUAAAACUUUAAAACUGAUGGGAUGAAAAUGACUCCACUGUAGUCCAUAAAAGGUUAUACAGGCAGUCCCAGAGUUACCAACAUUUGGUUUAACUCAUAGUUAAGAACGGGGCUGAGGCAACAGGAAGUGAGAGAAAUCUAUCACUCGGAAGGGAAAUUCACUCUGGAAAGAGUUACAGGGAAAAGGUGUCUCCACUGAAGCUUUCUCACUAAUCCUUGUCUCCACUACGAAUCAAAUCUUUCAAAAUCCAAUUCUCACAGGGACAGAAAGUGAGAUGAAAUCUUCUGAACAGGGUCACAGACAGUAAAAUAAACAUCACAGGGAUGUUAACCCUAUGCUAUCCAAAACUAAAAUGUAUAUAUUUUUGCCUGGAGUUAGACAUAAUUUUUUUUCCUGUUCCGACAUCCAAAUUCAACUUAAGGAAAAACCUACAGAACCUAUCUUGUUCGUAACAUGAUGACUGCCUGUACUGUAAUCAAUAUAAAGUGCUAAAAGACUUCUUAUUGUUUCCUUAGGGCUUUAAUUAAGCCAGAAUUUUUAAGUGGAAGGAUGGUAGGGAUUCAUGAUUUUAAAUAAGUGUCUUUCAAGGUGGUGCAAAAAAUUAAACUUAGCCCUGGUAGACUACAGAAGGAAUCUAUGAUGAAGAAUGGGAUGGGAUGUAGAAUCCUUGCAAAUGGAGAAAAAGCAUCUGCAAAAGAGGUGGAAGGGAGGAGAUGGGAAAUCUUUCCCCCAGAGACCCAGAGCUAUGGUGGUUCACAGCCUUCUAGUGGAAUAAAACAAUCAUAAGAUGAUAACAAAGACUGUAUCUCAGAACAAACCAUGAGGCAACAUGACAUUUGGCUCAGAGGUCCAGGAAGAACAGGACUAGUGGUAAAAGAACAGAACUGGGCGGGAAAUAGAGAGAUUAAGAGUAUGUUGAGCUAGAGAGUAAAGAGUAAAGCCUUGAACAAUGAACUUCUGGCCUUCUAGAACCCUUUAAAAUGGUGUCUUCUCACUGAAGUUAAAGUCAGCCAUGAAUUUAAUUAUCACACUGCUUCGAGCUUUCUUCUCUAGAUGUUUCUGGGAUCCCUGGCAUUUCUGAAUGCUGAACAGAAUUUUUCAUUUUCUCAAUUGCUACAGAAUCUAUCACUUUUUGUGGACUUUUAACCUGUUUACAAUGUUUUCUUGAUACCUACACAUAUAAAACCAUGCCAAAUUUGAAUACAAUUCAGGUAUCUGAAAUGGCCUUGAUGUACAAAAAGCUUAUGCAGCAAUAAAACUGUUAGCUUUUAAGUUGCCAUACUUUUUGUACCCUCCCAGCUGUAAAUAAUAUAUUUGAAAAUAUUGAUACUUAGUUUGUAGUGCAAAACUUUCUUUUUGAAAUUGUUAAUAUAGAGAAAUCAUUGCAGAUUUCGAAUAUAAUAUUUUGGGAGAGUGGAGCUACAAUGAGAAACAAAUUAGAAAGUAUCUGAUUUUGUAUUAGUCAUUCUGAGAAUAUUUUUCGGUGAUAAUAUCUAAAAGGAGUUAAUUGUUUAUCUAAUGUACAGUUAAAUGGUAGGAUGGCUGUUUUACAAUGUUGGCUGAAAGUAGACGUUUGCUGUUUGAGAGAAUGACAUAUCUGUGAUAUGCCAAAAAAGAGUUUUGUUUGAAGUUAUUGUCCAUAAUGCAAUGUUUAUAAGGUUUCUUAUAUUUUUAUGUAUUUUAAUUGUCCUUGCUAAAGGCUGCAAGACACAAAAUGUUCCUGGAAUUUUAUAAAAUUGUAUGAACAUUAAGUUUGACAAUAAACUAUUUAUAUUA
Messenger RNA from Anolis carolinensis (green anole), 13532 nucleotides. It is a transcript of the gene prob1, whose product is annotated as proline rich basic protein 1. The transcript has a single exon. Lineage: Eukaryota; Metazoa; Chordata; Lepidosauria; Squamata; Anolidae. The record is from RefSeq and is a predicted model, not a curated record. Gene Ontology annotation, cellular component: nucleoplasm. Bases 2150 to 6664 code for a protein of 1504 amino acids.